Messenger RNA from Coregonus sp. 'balchen', 281 nucleotides. The record is from the annotation of a GenBank genome assembly. Lineage: Eukaryota; Metazoa; Chordata; Actinopteri; Salmoniformes; Salmonidae.
AUGCAAAGGUGUUCCCUUAUGAACCUGGGGGCACUGGGGGCUUAUCAAAAGCAGCCUGUCAUUGUAGGUUUUGAGCAGCUACACUGGAAGCGUAUACUGUAGAUCGCGCCAGCAGAGUGCAAGCCACUCCAGCAAGUGGUCUUGGGUGCGAACUACACAACACAUUCUUGAAACUCGAACCAGAGAGUAAUUUUACGCUUCAGACCCACCCUGCCAGUGUAGCAGGUUUAAUUGACAACAAUGGGAGCGGGUCACUCGCUGCUCAUGCCCGGCCUAAAUAA